AUGCCUACUUGCGCGUGUGAAAAUCGUUUCUUGGACGAGGAAAGCCACGUAUGUCAACUGAAACCGCCGGUUGAAAAUGACGAGGAAGAGACACAAGAGUAUGAUCCUGCAGUUAGAAACAAAUACGAUUUAAAUUAUUGUACAUAUUUUGUUUUACAGUUUGUGUGUAUGGGAGGAACGCCGAAGCGUAUGGAACAAUUCGCUAAUUACAUAAUGAAGGAAAUAGGUCAUAAGCUUCCAGCUGGAACAACACUUCUUGAUAUUAGCCAGUAUUCGUAUCGUUAUUCCAUGUAUAAAGUUGGACCGGUUCUUUCUAUUAGCCAUGGAAUGGGCAUACCAUCGGUUGGAAUUUUGCUUCACGAAGUGAUUAAACUGAUGUACCAUGCAAAGGUGAAAGAUCCAAUAUUCUUCAGGAUUGGUACAUGCGGAGGAAUUGGCCUUGAAGGUGGCACUGUCGUCAUUUCUGAAGAAGCAGUCGACGGAAUGCUGAAGUCUUAUUUGGAACUGCCCGUGCUUGGUAAAAUGGUAAGAAGACCUGCUAAAUUAGACAGACAGCUGGCUCGUGAUUUGAAAACACUAGCACAUCGUGACAAUCCUUAUGACACUGUAAUCGGUAAAACGAUGUGUACUUACGACUUCUACGAAGGACAAGGCCGAAUGGACGGUGCAUUCUGCGAAUUCACGGAAAAUGAAAAAAUAGAAUACUUAAACAAGCUGCAUAAAGCUGGCGUAAUAAAUAUAGAAAUGGAGAGUCUCGCAUUUGCUGCUCUCACACAUCAUGCGGGCAUCAAAGCUGCUGUUGUUUGUGUAACAUUGAUAGAUCGAUUCAAAGGAGAUCAGGUAUUAGCACCAAAGGAAGUUCUGGACGAAUGGCAAAUAAGACCGCAAGAAUUAAUCGCACGCUAUAUAACGAGAUAUCUUCAACGAAAAGGCCGCCUCUCCUUAGAAGGUCAUGGAUCGAUGUGUGUCAAGAGUCCACGUCGGUUUAAAUUGGUACAACAGGAAUCGGAAAACUAUGAUUAAAUUCAAGACAUAUCAAAUACAGGAAUUGCUAAGAAAAAUCAUUAUGGAUCUUGUUAAGAGAAGAAUGUACUAUUAUAGUACAAUGAAAACGCACGGAUUUGUUAAUUCUAUCAACGAUUGAUGUACUGAUCAAACGUCCUUUUAUUCUUUUACAUAUGUUCAAGUAUCAUUGUCAUAUAAAAAAUUUAAUGGAAGAUGUUUUACCAUUAUUUUUUUAUAAAAUGAAUUAUUAUUUAGUUCUUUAAUGCAAGUUUUGUACCAAAAAAGUAUUUCUUGAAAAGUAUUUCUUGAAAAGUAUUUAGAUAUAAAAAUAAAAUUUAAGUUAUAUAUUGUGACAUUUUCUAGUAAAUCUUGCAUACUUAAUUACCAAUAUUAAAUAAUAAUU
Apis florea (little honeybee) is the source of this 1408-nucleotide messenger RNA. RefSeq names its product uridine phosphorylase 1. Gene Ontology annotation, cellular component: cytosol; cytoplasm. Gene Ontology annotation, molecular function: uridine phosphorylase activity. Gene Ontology annotation, biological process: nucleotide catabolic process; uridine catabolic process. The record is from RefSeq and is a predicted model, not a curated record. Lineage: Eukaryota; Metazoa; Arthropoda; Insecta; Hymenoptera; Apidae.